Molecule: messenger RNA, 1593 nt
Organism: Amaranthus tricolor (Joseph's coat)
Lineage: Eukaryota; Viridiplantae; Streptophyta; Magnoliopsida; Caryophyllales; Amaranthaceae
Product: CMP-sialic acid transporter 4-like
Exons: 15
Coding region: 247-1287 (346 amino acids)
Biological process (GO): pyrimidine nucleotide-sugar transmembrane transport
Cellular component (GO): Golgi membrane
Molecular function (GO): pyrimidine nucleotide-sugar transmembrane transporter activity
Source: RefSeq, a predicted model, not a curated record
ACAAGGCCACAACCGAUAUUACUCAAAUACCCAACGCUUACGCCGACAAGGCGUUAAAGCCAAAAAAAGCAGUUCUGGAUUCGAAACUUGAAACAAACAGAUCUCCAAAAUUCGAUUGCCUCCUGAUUCUGGCUUGUUCAGACACGAAACCGAACAAACCCAGUUGCAUUAUCCACAUCACUCACACUGUACACUGAUUGAAAUCUCUUUCGACUAAUCUUCGCGCAUUCGAUUUGAUCUUCGCAAAUGGAGUACCGCAAGAUCAAGGAUCAGGAUGAAGAGGAAAAGUCUGCGGGUGACCUAGAAAGCUUACGAGGAAAACUUAAUUCAGCUGCUGUGGGUGGAUUAUCUGGUGGAAAGUCUCAAUGGAAACGCAAGUCCAUGGUUACGCUUGCGCUGACUAUACUUACGAGUUCACAAGCUAUACUUAUUGUCUGGUCAAAAAGAGCGGGGAAAUACGAAUACAGUGUCACAACGGCAAAUUUUUUGGUUGAAACUUUAAAAUGUGCAUUAUCACUCGCAGCCUUGUCGAAAAUCUGGAGAAAUGAAGGUGUAAAUGAUGAUAACAGGUUAAGCACUACAGUAGAUGAAAUAAUUGUAUAUCCCAUUCCUGCAGCACUAUAUCUUGUUAAGAACUUGCUCCAGUAUUAUAUCUUUGCAUACGUGGAUGCUCCAGGAUAUCAGAUAUUGAAAAACUUCAAUAUAAUCAGUACCGGUGUUCUCUAUCGCAUCAUUCUAAAGAAAAAGUUAAGCGAGAUCCAGUGGGCAGCUUUCAUUCUACUGUGUGCUGGGUGUACCACAGCUCAGCUUAAUUCCAACUCUGAUCAUGUUCUUCAGACUCCACUGUAUGGUUGGAUUAUGGCUAUUGUCAUGGCUCUUCUGAGUGGGUUUGCUGGGGUAUACACUGAGGCAAUUAUCAAAAAACGUCCUCAGAGAAACAUCAAUGUGCAGAACUUCUACUUAUAUGUCUUUGGAAUGAUUUUUAAUGCCAUUGCAAUAGUGAUUCAAGAUUUUGACGCAGUUGCAAACAAGGGUUUCUUCCAUGGCUACUCAUUCAUUACUGUACUCAUGAUUGUAAAUCAUGCACUUAGUGGCAUCGCUGUCUCGAUGGUAAUGAAAUUUGCUGAUAACAUUGUUAAGGUAUAUUCCACUUCGGUAGCAAUGUUGUUGACAGCAGUUGUCUCAGUUUUUCUGUUUGGAUUCAAUCUAUCCCUUGCCUUUUUCCUUGGUGCCACUGUUGUGUCCGUCUCUGUUUAUUUGCACUCAAAUGGGAAGGUGCAAAGAUAACGGCAACUCUUCUUUAAGGUUUGGUCCCAUACAUAACCUGCCUAGAACUUUGAUUUGGAUGAUAUCGUGGAUCACAUAAACUGGCUUGUUAACACUGUCCUGAGUGGCUGUAAUGUGUGGUGCUUCUGGUCCCAAUAUUUGUCAAAAUCAGAGGAAAGGUGCCAAUUUUCGCCAAAGCGAUGCUUCUUGUAACUGGCCAAUGUUAAAAAACAGGUUGCAUACCUCAUUUACCAUGUAUGGCUGUAAUUUGUUGAUUCAUUGGUAAUAAAUCUUGCCAGGUUCAAAAGCUUUUACUAGUUGCGGUUA